UUCUUGGAUUCAAUUUUGUGGUCAAAUUUUGAUUUUUCCAAUCCGUCAAAGUAACGACCUCGGUUGGUUAUGUUUAUUUUUUUACCGUAUGGCACGACAACGAUCAACUUUUUAUAAACCUGUGUUGGGACGGC
This is a messenger RNA of Dentiscutata heterogama, 134 nucleotides long. The record is from the annotation of a GenBank genome assembly. Lineage: Eukaryota; Fungi; Glomeromycota; Glomeromycetes; Diversisporales; Gigasporaceae.